AUGAACAGCAGCCAUCUAUUUCAACCAAAUCGAGCUCUUGGCUAUGUCAGCAACCAUAUUCCACCGAACGUGCGUUACAUUGAUCAGAGACGUGAGAAUGUCGUUAUUACAUGCGUAGGACGUUCGUUUCAUGUAUACGGAUGCAAUAACUUCCGACUUAUACGCACCGGUCGAAUCCAUCCUGCGGACAUCACUGCAAUAGCGGCGGAUGGGUUCAUAACCUAUGUUGCAGCUGGCAACCUGAUCUACGGAUGGCGAUCGAGUGUGGAACUGCGAAAGGUGUAUCGUGGACAUGAGAAGCCUGUACAUUUGCUGUUACCCUUCGCAAAACAUCUAAUUUCUAUAGAUGAGAGCAGCCUCCUGAAGAUAUGGAUUGUGUCAACGCAGGAGUUAUAUCUGGAAAUCCCGUUCGCAAAGGACGAGUUCGAAAUAUCGGCAAUCGUACAUCCAGCAUCAUACAAAAAUAAAAUUCUGCUCGGCAGCACCCAGGGUGGAUUGCAGUUGUGGAACUUGAAAUCAUGCAAACAGGUACACACGUUUGCUGGUUUCGACAGCAAAGUGUUGCAACUGGAGCAAGCUCCCGCGAUUGAUGUUAUCGCCGUUGGACUACAGAGCGGAAAGAUCGUAUUGCUAAAUAUUCAGUAUGAAGAGGUGGUAAUCGAAGUGCAUCAGGAUUGGGGACCAGUGACUGCGAUAAGCUUUCGGACGGAUGGUACCUCCAUCAUGGCCACUGCCAGCUCGAACGGGCAGGUUGUGUUUUGGGAUUUGGAAGAAAGGUCUAUCUUGUCGACACUUAUGGCACACGAUGAUUCCGUUACCGGACUUCAAUUUCUACCAAACGAACCAUUGUUGAUUACGAGCUCCCCGGACAAUUCAUUGAAAAUGUGGAUAUUUGAUCUAUCUGAUGGCGGGGCUCGUUUAUUGCGUUUCCGCGAAGGACAUGCUGCUUCUCCUACGUGCAUCCGUUAUCAUGGCGCAUCGGGCCGAAAUAUAGUAUCGUCGGGGGAGGAUUCUUCUCUGAGAAUUUUCAGUACUGUAACUGAAACUUUAAACUGCAGCUUGGGAAAGGCUAGCUAUAACCGAAAGGCUUCUAAAAAGCAAAAGAAAAAAUCCGAAGAUCCUUUCCGCAUGCCACCGAUUAGCUACUUCACGACGGAAAUAACCCGUGAUAAAGAGUGGGAUAGCAUAGCUGCGCUUCAUCAAGGAUUGGUUCAGGUGACCACAUGGUCAUAUGAUAAACGGCGCAUGGGUGAUCUUCAUCUCGUACCGGAAGCCUUUCAGAACAAACAGCAAAAUAAGGAUAUCACCAUAACGGCCAGCUGUCUGUGUUUAAGUCACUGUGGAAACUUUGUCACUAUCGGGUAUUCUAGCGGGCAUGUGGAACGUUUUAACAUUCAAAGUGGCAUUCAUCGUGCCAGUUACGGUUCCCCGAGCGCUCACAAGCACUACAUACGUGGCCUAUCGAGUGAUAAUUUAAAUCAGAUCAUCGUUUCCGGUGCAGCGGAUGGACAGCUAAAGUUUUGGAAGUUUAAACAACCAAACUCGACGGUUAUAAAAACCCCAAUUGAUACGAUUGAUUUAGAAGACUCGAUAACGUUGAUUCGUACGCACCGUGAAAGUGCUAUGGUUUGUAUCGCUUUGGAUGAUUUCUCUGUAAUAUUGGUGGAUUUAGAUACGCGUGUAAUUGUGCGUCGCUUCGAGGGUCACCGUGGUACCGUCAUAGAUGCGUGUUUCUCACCCGACAGUCGCUGGCUAAUUACGACAGCCCAGGACUGCGUAGUAAAGGUAUGGGAUAUACCUUCAUCCUAUUUAAUUGACCAUUUCCGUGUAUCGCACAUGUGCACUUCGCUCACGAUGUCACCGACAGGUGAUUUUCUUGCAACAGCUCACGUUGACUACCGUGGUAUAAAUCUAUGGGCUAACAAAAGCCUCUUCACGAACGUUACGCUGCGUGGUUUGAAGCCAGAAUCCGAGGCCCCGCUGCUGGAUCUACCAACUGCGAUAUGCGAUGAGCAACAGAAUGGCAUAGGACUCCCAUCGGCUAGCCCGAAACGUAUGGAAAUCGAAGAGCUGGAGGAUGCAUUCGAAGAAAUCAAUCUCGAGUACACCUCACCACCCCAACUGUCUAGUGAGUUGAUCACCAUGUCCAAGGUGGCUCUUUCUCGGUGGCAAAAUUUGUUGAAUUUGGACAUCAUCAAAAAACGUAACCGACCACGGCAAGCUUUGAAAAAGCCGAAAUCUGCUCCAUUCUUCCUGCCGACCGUUGCGGGUCUUGAUUUCGAAUUCAAUUUGCAAGCUGAGCUGGGAGAUAAAUCGCCUGCGGUAGGUGACAAAGUUGGCGAAGGAGAAUCACGCAUUAUCGACAUCAAACAGGUAGAUCAGCUCACUCCCUUCGGAAAGCUGUUGAACGCAGCGGUCAUAACGGAAGAGUACGAUAAAGCGAUCGACUAUCUAAUGAAGCUCGGACCUUCGAUGAUUGACCAUGAAAUUAGGAAUUUAACUCCGUUUAAUAGUGGCAGCGGAAGCCUUCCAGUGAUGGGCGCUUUCAUGCACAUGAUUAUCUACAUGUUCGGCCAACGGAAGGAAUUUGAGCUGGCGCAAAGCUAUCUCAGCCUAUUCCUAAAGCUGCAUGGUCGAGCGGUGGUGGAAAACGAACAGCUAAGCCAACUGUUACCGGCGAUCGAAGGGGCACAGAAAAUGGGAUGGUCAGUGUUGGAAAGUAAACUGCUCUACGGCUUAGGUGUGGUAAGUAAUUUGCGAAAUUACAGCGGUUAG
Molecule: messenger RNA, 2775 nt
Organism: Anopheles marshallii
Lineage: Eukaryota; Metazoa; Arthropoda; Insecta; Diptera; Culicidae
Product: WD repeat-containing protein 36
Exons: 2
Coding region: 1-2775 (924 amino acids)
Biological process (GO): rRNA processing
Cellular component (GO): small-subunit processome; Pwp2p-containing subcomplex of 90S preribosome
Molecular function (GO): protein binding
Source: RefSeq, a predicted model, not a curated record